UCCUUUCACUGCUCUACUGCAUCAAAAGCAAAAGGCUGUUUACACGCCUCUGGCUGCUAAAGCUCAAGCCAUUUUCUACUCCUCUUUUCCUUCCGUUUUGCCUUUUUGGUUUUCUCAGAAUCCAAACACACAAGGGAAGAAAAACCCAGAAAGGAGGUGGGAAAGUUGAGAACUUUGGUUGGUUUGGAAAACAAAAGACGAUGGGUGGUGAAAAAGAUGAUAGUUUGGGGUUGAGCUUGAGCUUGGGAUGUGCUCAAAAUCACCCUUCUUUGAAGUUAAAUCUCAUGCCUUUAGCGUCACCCCACAGGCAAAAUCUUCAGCAGAAGAACACUUGGAAUGAGCUGUUUCAAUCUUCUGAUCGAAACCUGGAUACGAGAUCAUUUCUUCGAGGGAUUGAUGUGAACCGGGCACCAGCAACGGUUGAUUGCGAGGAGGAAGGUGGGGUCUCGUCUCCCAACAGCACCAUUUCUAGCAUAAGUGGGAAGAGAAACGAGAGAGACCCUGUGGGUGAUGAAACUGAGGCCGAGAGAGCUUCUUGCUCUCGUGCCAGUGAUGAUGAAGACGGCGGUGCUGGUGGCGAUGCCUCGAGGAAAAAGCUUAGGCUCUCAAAGGAACAGUCCUUGCUGCUUGAAGAAACCUUCAAGGAGCAUAGCACUCUUAAUCCGAAGCAAAAGUUGGCACUGGCAAAGCAAUUGAAUCUGAGGCCUAGGCAAGUGGAGGUCUGGUUCCAGAACAGAAGGGCCAGGACAAAGUUGAAGCAGACGGAAGUUGACUGUGAGUAUCUAAAGAGAUGUUGCGAGAAUCUGACCGAGGAGAAUAGGCGGCUGCAGAAGGAAGUGCAAGAGCUUAGAGCUUUGAAACUCUCUCCACAGCUCUACAUGCACAUGAACCCUCCCACAACCCUCACUAUGUGCCCUUCUUGUGAACGUGUGGCGGUUUCUUCCUCCUCCUCCUCCGCAGCAGCUACUGCUUCCUCCACCCCAACUUCGACGGUCCCAAACCGUCACCACCGGACGAGUUCCGUUAGCCCUUGGGCAGCAAUGCCAAUUGGUCAUCGACCCUUCCAUGCCCCUGCAUCUAGAUCAUAAGUAGGAUAAACCAUGUUUUCUCAUUUGGGAAGGAUACAUAAUCAAUGAUGGUGGUUACUGGUUAGGAUACCAUUUUUUUUUUCCUUCAAAUCCUGCUUUCCUUUUGGACUAAAGAGAGGAAAAAAGAAUAAGAAAAGAGGAUGUAAAGGGUUGGACUGGUGACAGAAAUUUCUGUUUAUAAAUAGAAAGCAGGGAGAUAAGGAAAUAUAACAGAAAGAAUCUGAAUCCCUUUCGGUUAUAUUAUUGUGAUCUGUUGCUGGCAAAGUGAGAAAAAACAUAGAAAUGAAAUGAAAGGGGGACAACAUCUACAGAUUCUAGCUUUGUUCACCACUUUUUACUUAUCAGUAGCUUUUUCCAUGUGAAUGGUUUUGUCCAAUUUAA
Messenger RNA from Theobroma cacao (cacao), 1469 nucleotides. It is a transcript of the gene HAT3, whose product is annotated as homeobox-leucine zipper protein 3. Gene Ontology annotation, molecular function: sequence-specific DNA binding; DNA-binding transcription factor activity, RNA polymerase II-specific. Gene Ontology annotation, cellular component: nucleus. The record is from RefSeq and is a predicted model, not a curated record. Gene Ontology annotation, biological process: regulation of DNA-templated transcription. Lineage: Eukaryota; Viridiplantae; Streptophyta; Magnoliopsida; Malvales; Malvaceae.